GCUGAAUGCUUUGACUACUUCAGCAUCACCGCACCCUUGGCUUUCCCCGCCUCGGCGCCUUCGUCUCUGAAGCAGGAAUUCAUUCUCUCUGUUGCGCUGCCCAGUAAUUCAGAUUCACCUUUGCCGGCAGCUGGCCGACGAGAUGGCACAGUGGUCUGGUGGCGGCGCUCUCGCGAGGAACGAGCGCGAGCGCAGUGGCGAUGAUGUGUUCAAUGCACGUCGGGCUGCCGAGAACAAACGGCGAACGCGAGUGGACCCGCUCACGAGAGACCACUACAAAAUCGGCUGGGUCAGCGCGCUUCCUAUAGAGCUCGCUGCGAGUGUGGCUCUUCUCGACGACCGCCACGAGCCACUUCCGAAGCUAGAUGGCGACAGCAACGCCUACGUUUACGGCACCAUAGGCGGUCACAAUGUCGUCAUGGCGCACUUGCCGAACGAUCUGCCUGGUUCUGGUAGUGCUGCUAAUGUCGCCGCAAACAUGUUUAGAAGCUUCAAGAACCUUCGGUUCUUGCUUCUCGUUGAGAUCGGCGGCGGCAUUCCACGACCAGACCACGAUAUUCGGCUCGGUGACGUGGUCGUCGGUCGCACGAUGAUUCAACAUGAACUUGGCAGGGAGGAUUCUGGCGAUGGGCUAGAGGAUACCGGCGAUCCAUACAUGCCGCCUCGGGACAUCAGGACGACGCUUUCGGCAAUCAAGGUUCGCGCAGAAAUGGGGCAAAAUGCUCUACAUGGCCUUCAUGACCAAUUGGAGAAGCGCGGCCUCGUCAACAACGAGUACUUGGAUGGAAACCGACUAGAGGACCAUCUUUUCAAGGAAGAUUAUGACCAUCUUGACGGGACGCAGGAGUGCGACAAAUGCGAUAUUGCGCAACGCGUGCAGAGAACAUCAAGGCAAAGUGCCGACCCGCAGAUACACUAUGGCAUAAUCGCGUCGGGACCCCAGGUCAUCAAGAACGCCAAGGUCCGAGACGACAUAGGGAAUCGCCACCAAGCUCUCUGUGUGGAGACGGAGGCUACCGGCCUGAUACACAAAUUUCCAUUCUUGGCCAUCUGUGGCAUCUGCACCUACGCGGAUUCUCACAACAACGACCGCUGGCAGAAAUAUGCUGCCAUGGCGGCAGCCACGUACGCAAUCGAAUUCCUUCGAAGCUGCCAGUCCGUCGAGAACUAACCGGAGCCUGCGUCUACAAUACAUACACGGGCAUUUCGUCGUGUACGCGUGUAUGAGAAGGGUCCUCUACAUAAGCGGCCGACUUGCUCUCCUCGGAGUUGCGAGCCGCCUGAUAAAACACUUUUCGAAUGCCUUGACUGUGGCAAACGCGUAGCCCUCGCAUCCUGCAGGCGACUUCUAGCCUCCACUCAGUAAAAAGCUAGCACGGCAUAACACCUGGCAGUAGGCCGCAGUAGAAGUCGUGCCCCAGCUUCUGCUCUACUAGCAAUAUCACGAGCUCCU
Messenger RNA from Microdochium trichocladiopsis, 1453 nucleotides. Its product is annotated as nucleoside phosphorylase domain-containing protein. Gene Ontology annotation, molecular function: catalytic activity. The record is from RefSeq and is a predicted model, not a curated record. The transcript has a single exon. Lineage: Eukaryota; Fungi; Ascomycota; Sordariomycetes; Xylariales; Microdochiaceae. The coding region runs from base 143 to 1171 and encodes 342 amino acids. Gene Ontology annotation, biological process: nucleoside metabolic process.